AUGAAAGAGAACCACCUCAUUCCCAACUUCCUGAGCGAGUUCAUCGAUGACGCCGAGGACCACGAUCCUUUGGCCGAGGCAAAAGCUGAGCUGGCCAGCAUGAGAUCCAGCUCCGCUCCCCCCAUCCUGCCCGAUGGCAAUUCAGCGGCGGUCUUUCAAAGCCACCAGUUUAUGGCCACUCCGGCGGAGCUCGACAACAUCAGCCCCGACGACCCGCGCCUGAGUCCGGGCUACUACGCGUACUACUACUCCCAGCGACGCCUCGACCCGCGCCUGCCGCCUCCCCUGGUGCUGCCCUGGUCCGGCUACGGCCACUACGACGACGACGACUCCAACGGCAACCUGCACGGCGCCGACGGCGGUUUCCCCCUGGAGCCCACCGAAGAGGACCUCUCCAAGUUGAUGGAAGGAGGCGCAUACAUACCGCACGGGAGAGCGGGGAUCGUGGCGCCCCUUGCGCAGCCCCAGGCCGCCCGCAAUCCGCGCGCCGCUGCCGUCCUUUCCAGCUUCGGCGGAGGACAGCAUCAUCAUCAGCAGCAGCAGCACGGCGUGGCCGUUCCGCCUGGCGGAGCGCAACCCGACUGGGGCGGCGUGGGCGCCAGCGAGGACAAUCCCUGGCCCCUGGCCGCCGAGUCCUACCGCCCCAAGUCCCCCUCCGGACCCAUUGGGCCGCCCCAGCGCGCCCGCUCCCCCGUCUCCGCGAAGCCCUCUCUUGUGGAGAUGAUCCAGCAGGACUUUCCGCGCACGCCCUCACCGGUUUACCAGAAGCCUGUGAGCCGCCCGACUAAGGCAGAGGCCGCCGCUGCUGCCGCGGCCCACGCGCAUGCUCAGGCGCACGCGCAUGCGCAGGCCCAGGCCCACGCACAGGUCCAGGCGCAGGCGCGUGAGCUGGCGCUCGACCAAUUCCAGCAGCAGCAGCAGCAGCAGCAGCACCACCAGCAGCAACAGCGCGUCCGUCAACAGCAGGUUGCGGCCGCGCAAGCCGCCGCUGCCGCCGCAGCACAGGGCCAGCCCAGCCCCAUGUAUUACCCGGAGCCCAUCGAUCAGCAGCUCCACUCCCGCAUGCACGGCCUCUCGCUCAACGAUUCGGCGCAGAACGGUGCGGCGGCGCGUUACGCCUCGUCUGAACGGCUGGAGAGGGAGAAGCGUGCGGUGGCGGCCGGGUAUGCCUACCCUGACGAGUUCGGAGGCGUCAACCUCAACGUCGCGGCGGCAGCGGGCAUGUCGCGCGUGGCGCCCCACGGCCAGCAGGGCCGCAAGGGCAACCCCGCCGCCUCUGCUUCUGCCUACGGCGGCGGAGCAGGCGGCCCCUACGCUGCGUUCCAGCAGGGCGCCGGCAACAAUGCCGCCGCCGCCGCGGGGUUGGCGUCAGCCGCGCAGAUGUAUGCGGCCGCUGCCGCAGCUGCGGCGGCCUCCCAGGCAGCCGGGCAGUACGGGCAGGUGCCCCUCAACCCGACGGCCUACGCUAUGGCCUCCCUGGCCUACGGCAACGGCGUCGACAGCGCCGCCGUCUCGCAGAUGCACGGCGCCCGCGGCCCGCUCAAGACCGGGGCUCAGGGCGGAUCCUUUGGCGCCGGGCUGGGCGGCGCCCGCAUGUCCGGCGUGGGCCUGCCGCCCGAGUACGCCUCGGCCUACCCGGCCUCCCUCCUCUGGGACGCCGACGAACGGUCGGCGGCGCACCUGCCCCACCAUGCCGGCGCCCACCCGCACCACCUCGCUGCCCUCAACAACCCGGCCGGCGCCCCCGUCGUGUCCCCCGCCGCCAUGGCGCGCGCGCCUGCCGGGGCUGGUCCCUCCAAGAACGCCGCGGCCAUGGGCAUGGGCUUCAUGGGCCAGGCCGGUGGGCGUUCGCUGUCGGAGGAGCGGAUGCUGGUGCACCCGUCGGUGUCGCACGGAGUUGGGGUGAGCGUGACCGAUGCGCAGGCCAGCGGCCAGGGCGCUGCCGCCUUCCGAGGUCGCGGCGCAGGGGCUCCCGCGGGCUUCGCGGGACACAAGAGCGGCGGCGGACCCGCUGCCGCCAACAAGGGCACCGCUCGCGCUGGCGUGGAGGAGGCGGCCCCCUCCGCCGUGGGUCGCUCGUCCCUCCUCGAGGAAUUCCGCAACAACAAGAACCGCAAGUUCACCCUCCAGGACAUCAUCGGGCACAUCGUGGAGUUCAGCGGAGACCAGCACGGCUCGCGUUUCAUCCAGCAGCAGCUGGAGGAGGCCUCGCCCGCGGAGAAGCAGAUGGUGUUCAAGGAGAUCCUCCCGUCGGCGCUGCGGUUGAUGACGGACGUGUUCGGGAACUACGUGAUCCAGAAGUUCUUCGAGCACGGCACCCCGGAGCAGAUCAAGAUCCUCGGGGACGAGCUGAUCGGCAACGUGCUCGCGCUCUCGAUGCAGAUGUACGGGUGCCGCGUGAUACAGAAGGCGCUCGAGGUCAUCUCCGUGGAGCAGCAGGAGAAGGUCGUCAAGGAGCUCGAGGGCAACAUCAUGAAGUGCGUCAAGGACCAGAACGGCAACCACGUCAUCCAGAAGUGCAUCGAGAAGGUCCCCUCGCCCCUCAUCCAGUUCAUCGUGUACCAUCUGGCGACGCACCCGUACGGGUGUCGGGUGAUCCAGCGCAUCCUGGAGUACUGCACGGAGGAGCAGACGACGCCCAUCCUGGACGAGCUGCUGCGGUGCACGAUCUCGCUGGUGCAGGACCAGUACGGCAACUACGUCAUCCAGCACGUGCUCGAGCACGGCAAGCCGCAGGACAAGGCCCCCAUCCUCCACAAGCUCCGCGGCCAGCUCCUCCAGCUCUCCCAACACAAGUUCGCCUCCAACGUGGUCGAGAAGUGCAUCCAAUGCGCCUUCGGACCCUACGGCGACGAGAGUGAUCGCCAGAUGGUGAUUGAAGAAAUUUUGCAACUGCGGAACGACGGGGCGACCCCUCUGCAGAUCAUGAUGAAGGACCAGUACGCCAACUACGUCAUCCAGAAGCUGCUCGACGUCGUCAACGAGAACCAGCGGGAUCAGCUCAUCACCAAGAUCAGGCCGCACGUGCCCGCGCUGAAGAAGUACACCUACGGGAAGCACAUCAUCAACCGCCUGGAGAAGAUGGGCUCGCCCCCGCCCAAGUCGCGCAACGAGCAGUGA
Molecule: messenger RNA, 3120 nt
Organism: Acanthamoeba castellanii str. Neff
Lineage: Eukaryota; Discosea; Longamoebia; Acanthamoebidae
Product: Pumiliofamily RNA binding repeat domain containing protein
Exons: 11
Coding region: 1-3120 (1039 amino acids)
Biological process (GO): post-transcriptional regulation of gene expression
Cellular component (GO): cytoplasm
Molecular function (GO): mRNA 3'-UTR binding
Source: RefSeq, a predicted model, not a curated record